AACCUACAAAAUAAAAAGAGAAAUACUGUAAAAAAUGAAGUAUCCAAUUCUAAUGGCUAUCAUCGUAUGCUUCCUGUCCGGCGGAGCCACUCUGGGGCCCAAGCGCAAGGGGAAUGAAUCUCUGGUGGAGACCACUGCUGUAUCCAACUUUACGGAGUUCUUGAAGGUACCCUUCCAUAAGGAAGACGAUGAUAUGUACACCCUUAUGAGCCUCUCCUUGAACCAGAAGAUGCGGGAGGUCCUGACUUUUAUGCAUUGGGCCUACAAGUACACGGUCGCCAAAGUGAGGAGGGGAAUCAACCGCUUUGAGAAUAAUAUGGAGAUUCUGCGUGAGUUGCAUCGCCGUCACCAGAAGGACGCAUUGAACGUGGGAAUGCGUGCGAAACAACGUCGGAUCAGGAACAUAAGGCCCAUGGCGCCAUUCAAACUCGCCCGUCAGGUUCGACCAUUUCCAGUGCGUUUGCUGACCGAACCCGAUAUUCUAUCUCAAUUGGCUGCCAACAUCAACAACACCACCGGGGAGGACUUCAUGGUGUCCAUCGUCGCCGCAAUUUAAGUCGAGAGGAUUUCCAAAGAAACAAUAUUUAACAUAUAUUAAAAUUAUAUCAAUUCUUACACUUCCAAUAAUACGCAUUAACGUUUCGAACAUUUACAAGAUUUACAUUUACAAAUUUGCUAUUAUUUCGAUUUUUUGUUAGAUAUUAAAUUUAAAUCAAAAUCAA
Molecule: messenger RNA, 722 nt
Organism: Drosophila serrata
Lineage: Eukaryota; Metazoa; Arthropoda; Insecta; Diptera; Drosophilidae
Source: RefSeq, a predicted model, not a curated record